GAAAGAGGAGGAGGAGGAAGAUGAAUAGGACGUGAAGGCCCAAAAAAAGUCAUGGGGGCCGGGGUAGGGCUGGACCCCUUUUUGCUAUAAAUACACUGGCAGCUCGGAGGCUCGGAUUUGGUGGUUUGGGCUUCGGACACGAGACCCCCUCCACCACCGCCGUAGGUGCAGUAGUUGCCUUCUUCAAAGGAAUUACAUCGUCAUCAUCUAGGAUGCCUCGUGUGGACGCAGACCUCAAACUGGACUUCAAGGAUGUCCUAUUCCGGCCCAAAAGGAGCAGCCUGAAGAGUCGCUCCGAGGUGGACCUGCAGAGGACUUUCACAUUCCGCAACUCAAAGCAGACGUACUCGGGAAUCCCCAUCAUUGCCGCCAACAUGGAUACCACCGGAACCUUCGAGAUGGCCCAAGUCCUCAGCAAACACACGCUGUUUACGGCCAUUCACAAGCACUACACGGUGGACGAGUGGAGGAACUUCGCUGCUAAUCACCCGGAGUGCUUAGAGCAUGUGGCGGCUAGCUCAGGCAGCGGUAGCGGCGACCUGGACAGGCUGUGCGCCAUCGCCCAGGCAGUCCCUGCCCUCAAGUACAUCUGCCUGGACGUCGCCAACGGCUACUCGGAGCACUUUGUCGACUUUGUCAAGGCCGUGCGAGUGAAGUUCCCCACACACACCAUCAUGGCCGGUAACGUAGUGACGGGGGAGAUGGUGGAGGAGCUCAUCCUCUCCGGGGCCGACAUCAUCAAAGUGGGCAUCGGACCAGGGUCUGUGUGCACAACAAGGAUCAAGACGGGCGUCGGUUACCCUCAGCUGAGCGCCGUCAUCGAGUGCGCCGACUCAGCCCACGGCCUCAAAGGUCACAUAAUCUCGGAUGGCGGCUGCAGUUGCCCUGGAGAUGUGGCCAAAGCCUUUGGUGCGGGCGCCGACUUUGUGAUGAUGGGCGGCAUGCUGGCGGGACACGACCAGUGCUCGGGUGAUUUGAUUGAGAGGAACGGCAAAAAGUUCAAACUCUUCUACGGGAUGAGCUCAGACACGGCCAUGAAGAAAUACGUGGGCGGCGUGGCAGAGUACAGGGCGUCAGAGGGCCGCACAGUGGAGGUUCCCUAUCGGGGCAACGUGGAGGAUACGGUGCGCGAUGUCCUGGGCGGCGUGCGCUCCACAUGCACAUACGUGGGCGCCGCCAAGCUGAAGGAGCUGAGCCGCCGGACCACCUUCAUCCGCGUCACACAGCAGUCCAGCCAAAUGUUCGCCUAGCGUCCCCUGUGGCCCGGCCGCUUCAGGACAUCUCAGGAUUCUUUGCUGUCAACCACCUUGACGCCCUACCGAUAUUGGACAAGGAGCUCGGAAACAUACUUACAGCGGUGCCUUGACGUCCAUGAAAACACGGCAGUGAAUGGAAAUACACAAAGACGACGUUCAGAACAGCUCAGUAAGCUGCAUUCAUGAUAGUCGCUUCUCCCAAGUCGAGUCACCACUGCACAUGGCACG
Messenger RNA from Hippocampus comes (tiger tail seahorse), 1484 nucleotides. RefSeq names its product GMP reductase 1. The transcript has 9 exons. Gene Ontology annotation, molecular function: GMP reductase activity. Gene Ontology annotation, biological process: nucleotide metabolic process. Bases 213 to 1250 code for a protein of 345 amino acids. Lineage: Eukaryota; Metazoa; Chordata; Actinopteri; Syngnathiformes; Syngnathidae. Gene Ontology annotation, cellular component: GMP reductase complex. The record is from RefSeq and is a predicted model, not a curated record.